Molecule: messenger RNA, 4514 nt
Organism: Sphaeramia orbicularis (orbiculate cardinalfish)
Lineage: Eukaryota; Metazoa; Chordata; Actinopteri; Kurtiformes; Apogonidae
Product: G-protein coupled receptor 22-like
Exons: 2
Coding region: 479-2017 (512 amino acids)
Biological process (GO): G protein-coupled receptor signaling pathway; cellular response to hormone stimulus
Cellular component (GO): plasma membrane
Molecular function (GO): peptide binding; G protein-coupled receptor activity
Source: RefSeq, a predicted model, not a curated record
CGCAAGUGUAUGAGUUCACCAAAUUACACUGGAGCUUUAAAGUUGUACCUCAGAGUCAAAUGCCUCCACCACGUUUGGAGCUUUGAUGUAAAUGACCUUCAUAGUAGCUGAGGCGCCUCCCUCCUUCAGUAAACCGAAGCCAUCCUGAGUGCGCGGUGCUCUGCCUGCGGACAGUGCACCCCCAGUCCGUCCGUCCGUCCGUCCGUCCAUCCUUCCUACAGACCUGUGUUUGUUGCCGUCAGUGUCCCCCUGGUGAAGCUGCUGCUGCUGCUGCUCAGCAUGUUGUCGGCUGCUCCACGCACAUUAAUGACGCUUCCACUGCGCGCACAGGUUGGGAGCAUGGAUCUCUGAGCGCACGCACCGUUACGAGAGCAUUGAGCUGUUUAUUCAUCCCUGCAUCAUGGAGGCUCACCCUGGUGCAUCAUGGGAGCAGAUCAACCAUGUGACAGAUCUAUUAUAUGAGAAUUGAGAAGUCAUCAUGGAGACUGACAGCUACACCUCAAGCCUUGCCACCACUGACGGGGUCGGUACACUGGAGGUCCUUCAGGAGCAGGGGGGAGGGGGCUCACCCAGCAGCACCGCCUCCUGGUACAUGCCAUACUCGUUGGGUUUCCAGGUGUCCCUCACUGCCAUCCUCAUGCUAGAGCUGGUGUUAGGUUUCAGCAGUAACCUCACAGUACUGGUGCUCUACUGCUCUCAGUCUAAUUUAGUGGACUCUGUGAGCAACAUGGUGACUGUCAGUCUUCACGUCCUGGAUGUGGUGGUGUGCGUGUUGUGCCUCCCCCUCACUCUGAUGGUCGUGCUGCUACCUCCAGGAACCAACCUGGCCACGCUUUGCUGCUUCCAUGAGGCUUGUGUCACCUUCGCCAGUAUCGCCACAGCCAUCAACAUCCUGGUCAUCAGCCUGGACCGAUAUGACAUUUCGGUCCGACCGGCCAACAGGCUUUUGACGACACGCAGAGCGGCGCUGCUCCUGGCUGCUGUUUGGCUCACAUCUAUAGCUGUGUUUUUCAUCCCGUUUUUCGAGGUGCAGUGGUCCAAUGAGGAGGGACCAGAGGACAGAGGGCAGGCGGCACCUUUGUCUUUAUCUUCUCCCAGUAUCAGUGCAACUGUGGUGCCAGCCUGGCGCAAUCGGACACUGCUGUGUGUAGGUGGGCAAGGCUAUCACACUGGCCUGGGUAUGUAUUACCAUCUCAUCUUGCAGGUCCCCAUUUUCUUUACCACUGUGGGAGUCAUGCUGUUCACCUACUCCAGAAUAUUGAGAGCUUUAAACAUCCGCAUCGGUUCCCACAUGAAGAACACACGCUUUAGGGCCCCCCCCUGCAGAGGGCACCACAUCAAACAGAAAAAAGACCAGAAGAAAAGAAAGGCAGGAAUUAAAAUGACUGAUAACGAAGAGGCAGGAGGCGAGCACUGCACCACAGAUGGGACCAAACAGCUCAGCCACCCUCCCCUCAUCCCCUCACCCACUCCCACCCCCACUGCUACCUCUCCCCCCGCCCUGUCCUCUUCGGCCCCACUUGUCGCCUCUGAUAAAGGCGGUGCCACCCCCAUGCCAGCCUCCAUGGGCGUCCAGGCCUCUGUGUCAGCCAUCAUUGCUCUGCGGCGAGCAGUGAGGCGGCACAGGGACCGGAGAGAGCGUCAGCGUCGUGUGUUCAGGAUGUCCCUCAUCAUUAUCACCACCUUCCUGGGCUGUUGGGCUCCUCUCUCUGUGACCAAUGUACUAAUCCUUGGUGUUGGCCCUAGCGAUGCCCUGGUCAGCAUCCGCCUCUGGUUCCUUGCAUUGGCAUAUGGCACCACCGUCUCCCACCCGCUGCUUUACGCUUUUACUCGACAGAAGUUACGCCGUGCUCUUCGCGCAAAGGUUAAGAAGCGGGUGGUUUCCUUGCUCCAAGUAGAUCCUUCACCAGGUGGAACUGUCAUACACAACUCCUGGGUGGAGAACAGAAAAACCAGCCGGCAGGUGCGGCUGGAAGCAAGCGAAGGUACUGACCGCUGUCUGGCAGAGCCCUUGUGAGACUUAUGGACUUCUAAUUAAUACAUGAAAAGAGCCACAGGUGUGAGACAGGAUGAAAUGCACUGGUGCAUGAAGCCAGUGUAGGAAAUGUCUCAACCUCUGGGAGAUGUUUUAAUGUAACCACCAGCACAAAGGCCAUGCUAAACACGGCUAGCAUUCACCUCAGGCUGCCGUGGAAGCAGGAUGUUGUCAUUUCUGUGUUGAGCACAGCUGAGAAAUAUCAUACGACAAGAGACACAAGUGUAUAUAAUUUGUACUCUGUCCCGUGCUGAGGUCUGUUUACAUAUGGAGUUGUAUGAUAGAGCGUUCUCAUGGUGGUGCUUACAUAACUGCUCCAAAGAAUGUUUAGCCAGCAGAUGAUCUGAUCUGCCACCUACUCAAAUGCUCUAAGGCAGCUUAAAAACAACUCAAAUGUUGGUACAUUUUGAAAACAUAAAUACAGACCCUUUGAAUGUGUUUGAUAUUAUCUCUGCCUUAAUUCUGUGCUGAAAGUUUGGGCUAGGUGACAUCUGGUGUAUUCUGAACAAAGCAGGAAACACCUCAGCUAGCAUAGAGUAAUCACCACCAGACAUAAUGAUGAGAACUACAUGAACUCUAAAGAUAUUGAGUUAAUGUGUCAGAGUUUAGGCAGAAAACUCCACGGAGGACUGAUGUGAAUUAUAAAUAAGUAGAUACAUAUGGUCAAAUGUUCCAGUGUUUGUAUGACUCCUAACAAGGUUCCAUCAUAUACAGUAAUGGGAUCAGUUUUGCUUUCCCAAGUGGUGUAAUAGCUAAGAUUUUUGUCUGUUGCUGAAAAGAAUAGUACUUUAAACAAACUAAUUAGAGAGGAUAACUUUUUUUGAAAAUAUACGAUAUACAGACAAUAUAAAAAGAAAACCUUUUGGUGCAAUGCAAUUAUUUUGAUACAGAAUAAAUGAUAAUGUCACACUUAAAGGUGUGGUUUGUAAGAUAUAAGGGAUUUGGUAGGAUCAAAGUAUAAUGGUAUUAUAAUAUAAUGUCAUCAUUAUAAUAUAAUUAUGUUAUUAUUAAUAUAUAAUCACACAAAAUGAGAAUCAUGAGUGUUGUUAUUGUCUUAGAAACAACUAUCUAGUUUAUACUGAAGGAGCAGGUCUCCUCCGCAGGGUCUGCCAUGUUCCAGAACCAUGUUUCGUGUCAUUUUAAGUGACAUUCAGUGGUAAAGUUGCAUGUUCCAGAACAGUUCAUACAGACAGUGGUGAAGUUGACAGUUUAGUUUUUCUGGGAUAAUGUGACACCUGACAGCUCCAUGCAGGGAGUUUUGGUUCACUGAAAUUGAAAUGUUUUGAUAUGCCUUCCAAAGUAAAGAUUUUCCAUGUGGACAGGGAAAAUGAAUAGUUUAGGAAACAAAAGUGUCACACACCAAUUCACAAAAAAACAUUGUUUGUUUGAUAGUGUCAUGUGUUUUUAUAUGUCUAUGUCUCAAACAACAAUGACAAUAACAGAUAGGCCUAUAUAAAAUAAAUCUGUUUUGUUAAGUUUAAUAAGACCUUGUAACCUCAACAGAUUUAGGUCUUUGGGCCACUUUAUUACCAGCAGUACAUCGCAGUUGAUGAUGGGACACAUGCACUGUUGUUGUAGCAAAAUUUAAAAUAUUUUAGGUUGUUAAGUCAUCAUUUUAAGGAGUGAAAAGUGGAGCUAAUACUGCAGUUUCAAAGGCGGCUGGUUCAAAAAUUCAGAUACAGAUGAACUUUAUUGAUUCCAAGGGGGGUAUUUAGUUUUUUCAUCUGCUCAAUAGAAAGAAAGAAAGAAAGAAAGAAAGAAAGAAAACUAAACAAAAAUGAUCAAUCUGUGAACCAAAAGUGUGUCUGUGAUAUAAGAGGUAUAAAAAAGGUAUAAAAAAAACAGUUAAACUUCCCUCACCCCCCCCCCCCCCCCCCAUGACAACUAUACAGGGCGUGAAUUGCUAUAUAACUCUCCUGUUUUGAUUAUGUUGAGACAAAAAUUUAUUAGGUAUGAUAUUGACAGCUGUGAUUGACAGGGGAGUGACAUAUGUGGCUAGCAUUAGCUUAGCUGCUAAGUCAGACAUUCAGAAUUCUUGUUUAAAACUUAUUUUUCUCCUUGGCAGUCAACUCUACUAUAGUUGUAUUUCAGAUGUUACACUACCAAUAUGUCAGGGGAUUCUGUCACGUUUAUCAGUGCUUAAUUAAAAUAACUGGUGUGACUUAGCUAUAUAAGCUAAUGUUAUCAUUAAGUCCUAUUGAAUAAUAUGGCCCGUCAGCUAGCCUGUUAAUUAGCUCAGGUAGUUGUAAUUAGUGUGUUUAUACAUUUCAUGAUUUUGACAUUACUGUAAUCAAACACAGUUGUAUGUAUUAACAUUUAGUAAGUUGCUGGAAUUACAUGAUGGUGUUUUUCUUUACACUGUUAAUUAAUGGCUCAUUGCUCUCAGGGCUUUCUGGUUUUAUCCCACAGUUUUCUCUAAAGCCACCUUCUUCAUAAACAAAUGAGUGAUGUUACAGAGAGUUCAUUCAUCAUUUAUACA